UGCGAGUGUGGGGACGAGAGGUGGCAAUUAAGUGAGUGAGUGAAUGAAUGAAAGGAAGGAGAGAGUGAAAGUGAGAGGUGAAUCAGGAGGAGGGCAGAGGGUGGAGGGAAUGGAGAGGAGGCAGGAGAGAUGGAUCGGGUGCCUGGCACUGUCCUUAUUGACCACACCAUACAGAUGAGGAAGGAGGCACAGACCAGGAAGGUGAUACUACUGUGGGGCUUGCUUAAUGUAGGUCUCGCAGGGAUGGUCUACAUGGAAAUGACUGGCAAAUUGCUGUACAAAUUCUACAGGAUCAACUACUGGCCCCUGUGGUAUAUUGAGUUUGGUCUGGUUGUCUUGUUUUGUCUUAAUGCCCUGACUGAUUUCUGGCGUUACUUCCGGAGUGCUGUAGUUCCAGCCAACCUUGUGAUGACCCCACAGCAGCAAAUACUACUGGGAGUAAAGAAUCCGGCGAUGCAAACGACACCGCAGAGAAAGCCAGCCACCACAUCGACCCCCAACAGUUCUCCACCUGGUGCUUCGCAGGGCCAGAGUGUCCUAUCCUACAGUCCUCAACGGCCAAUUGGUUCCAGCCCCAAGUUCAGCCCUAACUGUGUGACGGGGUUUAGCCCAAACAUGCAGACCCCUUCCUUGUCAGGAAGCGGGUCCUUCUCAUCCUCUGUGAUGUAUUCACCGGGCAGCAGUUUCAACACGGGCUCUGGUUUCAGUCCUCCACAAAAUUCCUAUGUUUAUGGUAAUAACAUUGCAAGUUCGGAGUGCUCAAGCCUGAGGGCUCGAUAUCGGUCUGCACCGGUCACGUACAGCGCCCCUCUCACACGAGAUGAGUAUGUUACAGAUAUGAAAUCUCUGGAGAACUUCCUCCGUUCUGAAGAGGAGAAGCAAGGCCGCAGUCAAAUGGGAACUCCUGACUGUACAUCCAACAGCAGCAGUCCAACGUUUUGGAACUACAGCCGCAGUAGUGUUGACUACUCACAGUCACUGCGCAAGUUUCAGUACCAGCUGGCUAGCCGCUCCCAGGCUCCCUCGGCUCACAAGGAUGAUACAGAUCUGGGCUCCAAGCUGCUCGCAGGAGAGGUGUGGAUCAGGUUGAAUAUGAGUCGGCAGCAGCUGGAUCUUCUCGAUUCUUGGACGGCUAACCUGAGGAAUUGGAUCAAUGAAACCAUUUUGAAUCGUUUGGUCAAAGAGAUUGAUAGUGUGAACACACAACUAAGGAGGCUGGGAUGUCCUGAGCUACAAGUAGGUGAGACUAGUAUCAGCAGCCUAAGGCAAGCAGCCCUGGUAAGAGCUCCCCAACUUCCAACAUUGAACAUCGUUAUCCAAUACCUGGACAUCACCUCAAACCAAGAGUACUUGGUGGAGAGAAUCAAAGAGCUUGCUCAUGGUGGUUGUAUGAGUGCUUUCCGAUGGAGUGGAGGAGGAGAAUUCAAGUCCAGGAAAUGGGAUACUGAUCUUCCCACUGAUUCUGCGAUUAUAACGCACAUGUUCUGCACUUACCUUGACUCCAGGCUACCUCCACACCCCAAAUAUCCUGAUGGAAAAACUUUCACUUCUCAGCAUUUCAUUCAAACUCCAGAUAAACCUGAUACUACAAACGAGCAUUUAUUCUGUAUACAUCAGAGUAACAUCAACCCUCCACACUACCAGCUCAUCUACCAGGGGCAGGUGUACAGUUUGCCAAAGGACAGGAACAACAUGUUUCACACUAUCCUGAUGUUUCUGUACAUAAUCAAAACAAAGGAGUCUGGAAUGCUGGGACGGGUAAAUUUGGGCUUGUCUGGAGUGAACGUUUUGUGGAUUUUUGGAGAUUAAGGAUAAAUUGCCAGGAAACUUAUCUCGUAUUUGUAUUGAGAUCAAGCAGAAACUAAAUAAUCUCAACACCUGAAAACUACCUGCCACCAGCUCACAUUUUCCUUGAUCUCAUACUGAUACGUAAUGGAGAAAUGCAGGCCUUUGCAAAACAAGCUCCCAAGCUAGCAUUGUGCCAAAUCUUUGUGACUUUAUCACUGUACUGAGUACCUGACUGUAGUGCAGUUCUUCCUAUCAAGAUUUUUUUUUUGUCAUUUUGAACCAAUUCUUUCUGUCCUGUUCAGUACCUAUUAGCAAUGAAUGGAAGCCAGUGCGUACAUUUGAAGCAUUGUGUCUGAGUUUACCAGAUUUUGAUGGAAGAUUGAAUAUCAGAAUUAUGGAAUUCUUUGAGGAGCAGAGAGACUACCCACACGAUGACAAACAUCGAACUGAAACAAAGUUCCUAUGGUGACUCCUGUUUCUCCUGGACUUAAUCACGUGUACAUUGCUGGAUUUAUAUAUUAAUUUAUGAUGUACCCUGAGCAACCUGGUUCUGAAGUCCAGCAGGAAGGACUGUCUUUUGACACCCUGUCCCAGAAAUGAUGUCUUCAGAGUGGAUGUUAAUGGAAGUGAAAGGUCAAUGGAUUCAUCAGGGAGGGAAGAGGAUGAGGACAGAUCAAUUAAUACUGAUGAAAUGCCUUCCAAUGUCUGCAUCCAAAUAAGUGAUCUGACCAAUGUCCACCCAAUUCAGGACACUUUUUAAAAUAAAUUGUGUAAUAAACAUUGUGGUGCUAUAGCUUCAUAAACUAUUGGAACACACCAUGGACAGAAACAAUGAUCUGUGACCUGUUCCUUACCCUGGUGAUAAAUGGACCUUUCUUCAUACUACUGUUCUAAGGAAGUUGCAUCAUCUUUUGUAUUGUGAGUUAAUGAUUUGAUGAAUGUUUUAUCUAUUUUAACUUUUAAUAUCAAAUCAGAAAAAUCCAGUUCAGUUUUGUGAUUCAGUUCAUAGGAUGUAUUAAGAAGCUAUUCUAUUCAACAUAACACUUGUGCCUUUGUCUCAAUGCUGGAUGUGGACCCCGAAUGCCAGCAGAGCUCCAGAACUGUUCAGUCAUUCAGCUUUCUGUGGGCUACUUAAUAGUUCACUCUGCCUUUAAGAGAGCUGA
Molecule: messenger RNA, 2951 nt
Organism: Hypanus sabinus (Atlantic stingray)
Lineage: Eukaryota; Metazoa; Chordata; Chondrichthyes; Myliobatiformes; Dasyatidae
Gene: tmem209
Product: transmembrane protein 209
Exons: 15
Coding region: 130-1809 (559 amino acids)
Cellular component (GO): membrane
Source: RefSeq, a predicted model, not a curated record